This is a messenger RNA of Aspergillus ibericus CBS 121593, 2590 nucleotides long. RefSeq names its product putative transcription initiation factor TFIID subunit. The transcript is spliced from 5 exons. Gene Ontology annotation, cellular component: transcription factor TFIID complex. Gene Ontology annotation, molecular function: protein binding; RNA polymerase II general transcription initiation factor activity. Gene Ontology annotation, biological process: transcription initiation at RNA polymerase II promoter. The coding region runs from base 100 to 2340 and encodes 746 amino acids. Lineage: Eukaryota; Fungi; Ascomycota; Eurotiomycetes; Eurotiales; Aspergillaceae. The record is from RefSeq and is a predicted model, not a curated record.
CCUGCUGGCAUCCCGGCCUCGCUUUCUCGCCUCUCUCGCGCGCUCUCCUCACUUGCCACGUAAGACGUGAAGCUGAUCUGAUUCUGCACGUCAAGCGCGAUGUCUGCGCCAGGUGGGGCCCCCAGCCCUGCUCCCCGAAGUGGAAGUAUGGGGCCCGGUGCUGGUGGUGGUAUGUCUAUGCCUCCUCAGCAACCCAUGACGAACGCCGGGCCUGUCACGCCGGGGCCUCCUGCGCCGCCGCCGCCGCCGCCCGGAGGCCCAAUGUCGCAGCAGAACCUGAAUCAGAUAGUCAUUGAUUAUCUUGCGAAGAAGGGCUAUAGUCGUACGGAGGCUAUGCUUCGUAUCGAGUCGGCGCAUCAAGAGAUCGACGGCCGUCCCCCUAUGCCCCCUCUUGGCGAAGAUGCUCGACCCAAGUACAAGAUGGGCUUCGAUCUGCUCAAAGUUUGGGUCGAGGACAACCUGGAUCUGUACAAGCCCGAGCUGAGACGUGUUCUCUGGCCACUGUUCGUUUACACCUUCAUCAACAUGGUCUCAUCUUUCAAGCCCCAAGAGGCCAAGCAAUUCUUCGAUUUCAACAAGAACCUCUUCUUGCCUGAGCAUACGGAAGAUGUUCGCGCAUUGGAACCAAUCAGCUUGCCGGAACACGUGCAGGCCAAUGGAACCGCCAAGCUUUAUCGCACCAACAAGUAUCGUCUGGUCCUGAGCAACCCGGCGUUUUCGAACCUCAUGCAAUUCCUGGAGAGCAAGCAGAAAGAAGGUGGCUCGGAUAUGACUGCCAUCUUGAGCAGUUAUUGUACUAUUAUCACCAAAGAGCGUACCGCCGAUGACAGGUUCAGCUUCGCAGCCAUGCUGGGCCAAACAGAUGGACAGACAUUCCCAAGCGAAGAUGAAGGCAUCCCCGGACACCAUCCUGGCUCUGCAUACACCGGAGACAACCCGAACAUGGCCGGAACUCUGCCCAGACUGAAGCUCGGAAAGCUUCCCCUAGAGCAGACUCUGGAGACCGAUGUCAGAGGCGAGCUGGCGGAUGAAGAUGCGAGACACCCUCCCGGUCCUGGGCAAAACACCCUGAUUCAGGAGUUUGACCAGAUGAUCAAGAAAGAGGAAGACGAUGAAGCGCCAACGCGCGCUGAUAUCCCCUAUCCUCCAUCGACUGCCCGCGACGUGGCCAUCGAGGUCCAAAAAGUGAAGGAGAACCGCGACAGGUUCAGGAUUGAAGGCAGGACUGGUGGCGUGGGCCCUGCUGUCAGCGUGUGCAUGUUCACCUUCCACAAUACUUACGAUGGCGUCAACUGCUUGGACUUUUCGGAUGAUCUUAUGCUCGUCGCAGCUGGUAUGCAAGAGUCAUACAUCCGAGUGUGGAGCAUGGAUGGCAAGAGGAUCCAAUCGACAUACGACGCCGUGGAUGAUACUGCGGCUUCAAACUCCCGUCGUCUAAUCGGACACUCCGGCCCGGUCUAUGCGGUUGCAUUUGCUCCAUCAAUCACCCGGGCAGAGAAUGCCGUGGCACCGACCAACGCUCGCUGGCUGCUCUCAUCCUCCGCAGAUAAGACGAUCCGUCUCUGGUCCUUAGACCUUUGGCAAUGCAUGGUUGUUUACAAGGGCCAUGAUCAGCCGGUUUGGGAUCUCCAGUGGGGCCCUUACGGCCAUUACUUCGCUUCUGGUGGUCACGACAAGACUGCCCGUCUGUGGGUCACGGAUCACAUCCGCCAGCAGCGUAUCUUUGUCGGGCACGACCAAGAUGUCGACUGCAUCUGCUUCCACCCGAACUCAGCUUACGUCUUCACUGGUAGCUCCGAUCACACAGUCCGCAUGUGGGCAGUUACUACGGGCAAUGCGGUCCGUAUGUUCACCGGACACACUGGCAACAUCACAGCCUUGGCGUGUAGCCGAGAUGGAAGGCUCCUUGCUUCCGCAGAUGACCAUGGGUCCAUCCUUCUGUGGGACCUCGCCCCUGGCAGACUUUUGAAGCGCAUGCGUGGACACGGAAAGGGCGGCAUCUGGUCCCUGAGCUGGAGCGUCGAAUCGACGGUCCUCGUGUCCGGUGGUGCCGACGGUACUGUCCGCGUCUGGGAUGUCACCGGCCCCGCACAAGACCCUUCACAGGGACGCGUCGUCGGCGAAGGCGGUGCUGGAACCAAGGUUGACGGCAGCAACCCACCAGCAGCCAGCACGCAAGCCCCGAGCGCCGUCGCCCCGGGGAUGGGCAAGAAGAAGGGCAAAGACGUGGUGGUGACGCCCGACCAGAUCAGCGCUUUUCCCACGAAGAAGAGCCCGGUCUACAAGGUGAAAUUUACGAACAUGAAUUUGAUCAUUGCUGGGGGCGCGUAUCUUCCUUGAGGGACAUGUAUGCACAGCGGCGCCAGAUACCCGUUUCUUCUUUCUUCCAUUUCAGUGUUCUCAUUAAAUCCGACAUCCUGGCUAUUCACCUGCAUGAUAGGUACUAUAGCCGGAUCUUCGGCGGCAUGCGGCGUCUCGGGGCAUCCAGGGUGGCAUUGGUGUUGGUGGCGGCAUUAUGAUUUCCCCGGACUAAAUAGUAACCACUACUCGAUAUAGCUAUGGCCAUACCUAGCUUUUUUGCAUUAUAACC